AUGGGUUCUGAAUUGUUGGUUCUGUUAGUUGUUCAUCUAUUAGGUACCACCAGUGCAAUCUCAGACGCCGCCGGCAGGAUCACUUCGUGCCCCAUGGACAUGGGCUAUGUGCAGAGAAUUCCAUGGGACACCUCAACAUGCUCUAGCUACCCAAGGAACAUGGCCAACUGCUGCCAGACGCUUCUCAGCCUCUUCGGCAUCGCCCUUGCUGUACGCCUCAAGGAGAUCUCGCUCUUCCAUCUCCCCGACAUCCCCACUUCCUCUACUUGCAUUGCUGACUUCCAGUCCCAACUCAACUUUCUGUCUCUCUCUUCCAAUCUCACCUCAGUCUGCUUCAACGAUCCAAGCCAUUUUGUAGAAGGCCACCCACUUUGUGCAGGUAUCAGGACCAAGCAAGAUUGGGUUGACAGGCUUGGGCCCUCCACUGCACUCGACACAGCAUGCCGACCGGAUCUCACUUCUGGCACCGCCUGUCAUGCCUGCCUUACUGCAGGGUUGAAGGUUCAGAAAAAGUUAGUUUCGAUUGAUGGCAACAUAGGACAUGCUCUUGAUUGCUUUAAUUUCACAGUUCUCUAUGCUGCUGCCUUUGCAAAUGACUAUGCCCCCGAGAGCACUCGUGCUGCCUGUAUAUUUGGGCUGCCACUGGCCUCAUCUGAGGAUUCAGAGGAGCUCUUGGCUCUUGUAUCCGCCUUGGCUGGUGGUGCAGUGGUUGUUGCACUUAUGUCUUGCAUAUUGGGCUUAUGUUUUUGGUUCAACAUGGUUUCAGGCGAUAUCAGUGUCAAGUCUAAGUUGGAGAAAAUAUCCAGGCGCAGAGUGAGACCCAAUACAGUGUCAAUAUGGUUCAAAAUUGGUGAGCUUGAGAAGGCCACAGAUAACUUCUCACAGAAGAAUUUAAUUGGGCGUGGCGCGUUUGGAGUUGUCUAUAAGGGCACCUUAUCGAAUGGAACUCCUGUUGCUGUGAAGAAGAUCAUAGAAUCAGAAUUUCAAGGGGAUGAAGAAUUCUGCAAUGAAGUUCAGAUCAUUAGCAACUUGAAGCACCGGAGUCUUGUCCCACUCAGAGGCUGUUGUGUGGUUGAUGAGGAUGUUGAUGAAGAGAAAGGAAAACAGAGGUAUCUCGUGUAUGAUUACAUGCCCAAUGGCAGCCUUCAUGAUCAUCUCUUCUAUCCAUUCAACAACCAGAUGAACAGAAGCAGAAGGCAGCCUCUCAGUUGGCCUCAAAGGAAGAACAUAAUCUUCGAUGUGGCCAGGGGUCUUGCCUACCUGCACUAUGGAGUGAAGCCUGCAAUAUAUCACAGAGACAUCAAGGCUACCAACAUACUCUUGGAUGCAGAUAUGAGGGCAAGAGUUUCAGACUUUGGACAGGCCAAGCAGAGCAGAGAAGGAGAGCCUUAUCUCACCACCAGAGUUGCUGGUACACAUGGCUACUUGGCCCCAGAGUAUGCCCUCUAUGGGCAACUGACUGAGAAGAGUGAUGUUUACAGUUUUGGGGUGGUUGUUCUGGAGAUAAUGAGUGGAAGGAGAGCACUUGACACAUCCUCAGAGUCUCCCCGAACCUUCUUGAUUACAGACUGGGCAUGGUCACUGGUUAAAGCAGGACGGAUAGAAGAAGUUCUGGAUGCAUCACUUCUGAGACAUGACAAUUCCACUAGACCCUACCCCAGGGGGAUCAUGGAGAGGUUUGUGCUGGUGGGAAUUCUGUGUUCUCAUGUCAUGGUGGCUCUGAGGCCAACCAUCUUGGAAGCACUCAAGAUAUUAGAAGGAGACAUUGAGGUUCCUCCAAUUCCAGAUAGGCCAUUUCCACUGGGCUACCCAUCUGGCCAUCUGGCCAUCUAUCCACAACAAUGAGAAAACUUUAAGAAAAUUGUCCCUCAUGAGUGUCCUUACUGCUUAAACCCUAGAGACAUAGAAAGCUUGUAUGGUUCACAAUUUGUACAUAUUUGUAAAGAGCAAAACAACACUAUCAGAAACCAAGAAAAAGAAAAAAUGGG
Messenger RNA from Nelumbo nucifera (sacred lotus), 1988 nucleotides. The record is from RefSeq and is a predicted model, not a curated record. NCBI's taxonomy places the organism in Eukaryota, Viridiplantae, Streptophyta, Magnoliopsida, Proteales, Nelumbonaceae.